AUGGACCCUCUUAGAGGCACCCUGAUCAACGUGGUUAAGGCCCCGAUGAUGGGAUACGGAUUGCUUUUCCAGAGAAAAUAUACGCCUGCGACUACUGGUCACGGUGAGUUGGUUUCCAUUGGAAGCGUUGCAUGCGAUCAUGUCGUGGACACGUCUGCCUCGGGAACGCCAUCCGAAGACUCCACGCCCCGGGGAACACUGGAGCUCUUGGCUGCUCAAGUGCCGCCUCCCCGGAUCAGCGAGAAUUUCAUGGCUCCGGUCAACGAUACAACCAAUAGACGAUGUCAGGAAUGGACCAUAGAAUAUCUCCGUCAUCUGGUCCAGCAAGGCAUCAUCGGCGCUGAAGCGAUUGAGGUCGUACAGUCGAAGCGAGACUCGCCAACUCAUGGGAUGGGAUCGGUUUGCAACCAAUGGCGAACCGUAUGGAGCCGUAAACUCGCAGGUCUUGGGGUGGGACAACUCCGUUAG
Aspergillus affinis is the source of this 468-nucleotide messenger RNA. RefSeq lists its product as uncharacterized. The transcript has 2 exons. Bases 1 to 468 code for a protein of 155 amino acids. NCBI's taxonomy places the organism in Eukaryota, Fungi, Ascomycota, Eurotiomycetes, Eurotiales, Aspergillaceae. The record is from RefSeq and is a predicted model, not a curated record.